GUCACAAUGAUGGGGAAACAAUAUUCAAACGUCAUCAUGUGAAAGGGAAAGAUAUGUGUGUGGAUCGUUAUCGUAUGAAACGAGAUUCUCUCGCGAUGGAUGCUCGUAAACCGGACAGCUGUGUCAUCGUGAUCAAGAUUAUGACUCUCUUUGUGGCAGCUAUGUUGGUUCUCUGUCUUGGACAAGGAACAUUUGCACGUCUCGACUGUCAAGGCAUGCGUUGUCAUGGUAGAGGUUUCGUGGGUACAGACUGUCGGUGCUGGUGUUCUGCUAACCCCGUGGUGUACUGUGACAGCGGUGACGUUGCACCAGAUGAAAGGAAACGAAACCUGUUGACACUACCGAAACCACGAGAAAUUCUUUUGCCACACCGCCCUCUAAAAGUAAAAGUCCAGAAGGCAACAGAAGAAGAAGAAGAAGCAGCGUGUUUCCCUGGUGACGCUCAGCUUGAACUCGACAACGGAGAUACGGUGAACAUGAAGGAACUCAAAGUAGGGCAGAGAGUGUUAACAGUCAUCAAUGGUGAACGUGUAUUUGUGACUGUCAGGACCUUCUUAAAGCGACGGCCGCUCCUGAACGCAACGUACGUGACUCUGACGACAGUUGACGGAAACCACGUGUCGCUGUCAAGCGACCACUUAAUAUUUACCUCCGUAAACACGUCUAGCAAGAUGGAAGCCAGCAGAUUUGCUGGAUCAGUAAAACCAGGGGAUUACCUUUACUCCACAAAACGGUGUCCACGUGGUCAGUGUGCCGAGCGAGUGGCGGACGUCUCCAUCUCCCGCAAACAAGGUGCGUUCGUUCCUGUGACAGACGACGGCACUGUUGUAGUUAACGGGAUGUUGGCGUCGUGUUACACGACCGUUUCUCACGACGUCGCCCACGUCUUCGUCACUCCAUUCCGCUGGUUCCCCUGGCUGUUGGCUCGACACCAGCACGACGGCUACAGCCCUCUUGUUUCCCUCUUGAGUUCUGUCGGGCGGAUGGUUCUGUCUAAAGAUUAGCAUGGCGUUGUAAUGACAUUAGUGUCUCAAAUUCUAUUAGAGUCUCGAGUCCAGACUAAAAGUUUUAUAAGCACCAGGCCCCGUGCUUAUAAGCUUUAAAGUCUAGACUUUAAUAAAGUCCAGACUUUAACGUCAUAGC
This is a messenger RNA of Gigantopelta aegis, 1143 nucleotides long. RefSeq names its product desert hedgehog protein A-like. The record is from RefSeq and is a predicted model, not a curated record. The transcript has 7 exons. The coding region runs from base 54 to 1004 and encodes 316 amino acids. NCBI's taxonomy places the organism in Eukaryota, Metazoa, Mollusca, Gastropoda, Neomphalida, Peltospiridae. Gene Ontology annotation, biological process: smoothened signaling pathway; cell fate specification; intein-mediated protein splicing. Gene Ontology annotation, molecular function: calcium ion binding; patched binding.